AGGGGAAAAAAAAAAAAAAAGCGCGGACGCGUCGCGAGUCCCCGCACAAGUGCGAGGGCGGCUCGCGAGGCCACUUCUGCUGCGGCUCUGAUAAAAAGCGGACCCGAGUCCCUCCCCUCCGGCACGAUCCGCUUCGUCUUUCUUUUUUUCUUUCCUUCCAUCUAUCGCUGGCAGCGCGCGCAGGGACUGCGAGGCGAUCGGAACCGCGGGCGCGCGCGUCGCACGGAGAUUCUUGGCCGCGCGCGGGAUCGGCAUGGAACUCGGCGCGUGUUUGGGACACUGAGAGCGAACGGGCAGCGAGCGCAGAGAAUGGCGGCGGAGCUGCAGCCCCGGCUCUGCUGUCUGACCAAGGGCCCCGGCGGCUACGGGUUCCACCUGCACGGGGAGAAGGGCCGCACGGGACAGUACAUCCGCAGAGUGGAGCCCAACUCCCCCGCGGAGGCGGCCGGGCUGCGCGCGGGCGACCGCGUGCUGGAGGUGAACGGCGAGAACGUGGAGAGGGACACGCACCAGCAGGUGGUGCAGCGGAUCCGUGCCGUGGAGCACGAGACGCGCCUGCUGGUGGUGGACCCAGUGACCGAUGAGCACAUGCGCCGAUUGCGGCUCUCCGGGUCGGGACCACUUUCCCUCUUGAGCUCAGCCUCUCCCAGCAAACCCAAGAACGGACACCUGUCCCCGGAGCCGGUGCCCCCGGCCAGGGAGGGGUCGGAGCCCACAGCGGCACCCUCCCCGACCUCAAGGAAGGUAUCAGAGGAGCCAGUGCCCUUGGUGGCAGGGCACCAUCCCCGGCUGUGCCGCCUGGUGAAAGGAGAGGAAGGCUAUGGCUUCAACCUGCACAGUGACAAGAGCAGAACAGGCCAGUACAUCCGCUCAGUGGACCCUGGCUCACCAGCGGAACGGGCCGGACUCCAGCCAAAGGACAGGCUCAUCGAGGUGAACGGUGUCAACAUCGAGAACCUCAAACACGCAGAGGUGGUGGCCUUCAUCAAGAACAGCGGGAACGAGGCCCGGCUUCUAGUUCUGGACCCAAAAAGUGAUGUAUACUUCAAGAAACAAGGUGUCACCCCCACAGAGAGCCACAUCAAAGGUUUCCCGGCCCCAUCUGUCACCAAUGGCUCCCGGAAGUCUCGUCCCAGCAGCAGUUCAGCGUCCCAGUCGUCUCAGUCCACCAGCUCGGAGCUGGAAGAUACGAGCACGCAGGUGCCCCCGGAGGAUGACAAGCGCUGCCUGCUGGAUCCCUUCGCAGAGAGUGGCCUGCGUCUGAGCCCCACAGCCGCUGAAGCGAGGGAAAAAGUGCAUGCCAAGCGCAUCCACAAGAGGGCGCCGCCAAUGGACUGGAACAAGAAAUAUGAGAUCUUCAGCAACUUCUGAAAACAUUCAGGCACCGGCCCCAGCUCUAACCCAACCCCCACUCUUUUCCACUCUGAAAACUUAUUUUUGUAUUUAAAAGGCAAAAUAAGACUCAAAAGGGAAAGAAAGUGGUAUAUCACAGGCUCAUGGAAGCAGUGCAUUCAUGAGAGGGGAACAUGGUAGGGCACAUCACCACCAGGGGUGUCAAAACACACCAUCCAAAGAUCACUCCUGCUCACUUGGCAGAGGUAAAACAUUCAUAUUGGUGCAACAUACAUCAGUUUCUCUGUCAUGGAAAAACACAUGUUGUUUUACUGUUGUCUUUAUUGUUUAUAGUAAGUCUUAUGGAGCUGGCUGUAGAAAGGGAAGGGGAAUGACCACUGGGACACAAGGAGCCAAACUCCAUAUUUCGAGCUGAGUUUCCAUUGUAUUUACAUUUGUAGGCACCCAAACGAUUCCUCGUACACACCUGUUGUUGGCCAGAGGGCCGUCAUUUUUCCCACCCAGGUACAUUAUGCAAAGUACACUUCCAUGCAUCCCUAAGAUGAUGUCACACAAGCCUGGUGCUCCUACAGACUGGUUUUACUGAGCUUUACUGCGAUGGGGAUGGGGGAGACAGGGAAGGGGGCUACAGGCGACAUCCGUUGUGAUCUACUCGUAUAUGGCAGGGUUCCUCCAUUCUCAAACACCCGCCUUUUCUACUCAUCUAGCACCAGUGUAUUCAAAUCAUGCCAGCAGUUGAGGUCUCCAGCUCCUCCUCAGACUUCCUCAUGUAAUGAAGCACAUGGGCUGAGCAGAUGGAGGGGGGAGAAGGAAGGGAAAUUGGGAAGCAGAGGAAAGGAAUGUUGGGAAGUAGUGCAGCAGGAAAGAGUGAAUUGAGAAAAUAUAGAUGGAGAGACAAGGAGGCAAAUGGAAAGAAAGUGAAAGGUUAAGUAGGAGAGACGGAGGGAAGCAGGAGAUGUGGAGCGACUGACAGAAGAGACAUACAAGGAGGUUGGAUGCCAGUAGGAGAUUUGUGAAGUAAAUCUUGCGUAACUAUGUCUAAAAACAAUACACUUGGACUGUGAGGAAGCCUUCUAGAUGUUAACAUGACCAUCCCUGAGGAUGUGAUACCCGGGUUUGAAAGCCAUUGAUCUGUGGACAAAGGAUCUGAAACCAUGCGAAGAGAAGCGGACAGGUUCCCUUGACCCCUCAUGUUUAGUCACAGCUGAAGUGACCAUCCACAUGUGGGGACAGACAAAUGUAGGAGGUUCACGUGGAGAUCAAGCACGAUCCACACAUGUCUGGUUUAUCUGGAUGGACUGUGCUCCAGCUGCAGUUGUCCAGCCCGAGUUCCUACGGUCACUUGGCAGUCCACCAUCACCGUGCUUUUUAGCUGCUCGGCUUUUCCUUGUUUGCAUAUUAAAGACAAAGUUAUUGUAGUUAUUUCUGUACCAAGUCUAUAUUACUACUAUAUUUGUAUGUCAGUAUAACACAAGCAACCAUGUUUAGUGUUAUGAAAAUGCUUUGAUUUUAUGCUAAAAAUCAUUUAAAGGCUGAAUUGUGUACUGGACUGAAUUGCAAGGGACAGCAGGUUGAUCUGGUUCCCAAUAAAGACUGAACUUUAUUCUCGGAUGUACGACACGCUGACAGACAGAAUUCAUGGCUUUUCCGUGCAGUGUUUUCAGCCAAUGUGUCAUUACAAGAGGGGGCAUGAUGACAUC
Molecule: messenger RNA, 3053 nt
Organism: Scleropages formosus (Asian bonytongue)
Lineage: Eukaryota; Metazoa; Chordata; Actinopteri; Osteoglossiformes; Osteoglossidae
Gene: nherf2
Product: NHERF family PDZ scaffold protein 2
Exons: 6
Coding region: 310-1371 (353 amino acids)
Biological process (GO): protein localization to plasma membrane
Cellular component (GO): apical plasma membrane
Molecular function (GO): protein-membrane adaptor activity; signaling receptor binding
Source: RefSeq, a predicted model, not a curated record